AUGGGUGCUGCUGGUUCCAAGCUUGAGAAGGCUCUAGGUGACCAAUUCCCGGAAGGAGAACGUUACUUCGGUCUUGAGAAUUUCGGCAACACUUGUUAUUGCAACAGCGUUUUGCAGGCACUAUACUUUUGUGUUCCGUUUCGGGAACAACUAUUGGAGUAUUAUGGAAAUAACAAAAGCAUAGGGGAUGUGGAGGAAAAUCUUUUGACAUGCUUAGCUGACUUAUUUUCACAGAUAAGUUCGCAGAAGAAGAAAACCGGUGUCAUUGCUCCCAAACGAUUUGUACAGAGGUUGAAAAAACAGAAUGAACUCUUUCGUAGCUAUAUGCAUCAGGAUGCCCAUGAAUUCUUGAACUUUUUGCUGAAUGAACUUGUUGACAUUCUGGAGAAAGAGGCUCAGGCGUCAAAGACUGAUCCAGAUACACCAGCACCUUCUGAAAAGAUUGCAAAUGGAUUCAAGAAUGGACAUGCUAAUGGACCUCAGAAAGAACCUUUAAUUACUUGGGUACACAAGAAUUUUCAGGGAAUACUCACCAACGAGACGAGGUGCUUGCAAUGUGAAACUGUGACAGCUAGGGACGAAACAUUUUUUGACCUGAGCCUUGAUAUUGAGCAAAACAGUUCAAUUACAAGCUGUUUGAAAAAUUUCAGUUCCACCGAGACUUUGAAUGCUGAGGACAAAUUUUUCUGUGACAAAUGCUGCAGUUUGCAAGAAGCUCAGAAGAGAAUGAAGAUAAAGAAACCGCCUCACAUUCUGGUCAUUCAUCUGAAGCGGUUUAAAUACAUGGAACAGCUUGGCCGGUACAAGAAGCUGUCUUACCGGGUUGUUUUUCCCCUUGAGCUGAAGUUGAGCAACACUGUUGAAGAUGCAGAUAAUGAGUAUUCUCUAUUUGCAGUAGUUGUUCAUGUUGGGAGUGGUCCCAACCAUGGGCAUUAUGUCAGCCUUGUGAAAAGUCAUAACCACUGGUUAUUUUUUGAUGACGAAAACGUGGAGAUGAUUGAUGAGUCUGCUGUGCAAACUUUCUUUGGAUCACCACAGGAAUAUUCAACGAAUACAGACCAUGGGUACAUUUUGUUCUAUGAGAGCCUUGGCUCUGAUAACAAUAACUAG
This is a messenger RNA of Vicia faba (fava bean), 1110 nucleotides long. The record is from the annotation of a GenBank genome assembly. Lineage: Eukaryota; Viridiplantae; Streptophyta; Magnoliopsida; Fabales; Fabaceae.